GAUCGCGGAUAUUAAAUGCAUGAAACGGGACAAUUUCAAUUCAAGAUGGCGUUCAUCGCAGAGGACGUGGGUUAAAUUUUCCCAGAAAUCGACGUAAUAUUGCAGUCCACCAUGGAAAAGAAGGAAGCGAAUCUUCCCAGCUCGAAUGUUCCAGGUUUUUUGGCCAAGCUGUGGCUGCUUGUUGAUGAUGCGACGAACGAUGAACUCAUUGGAUGGGGUCCCUCUGGGAAUAGCUUUGUUGUUCAAAACCAGACACAUUUUGCAAAGGACAUCUUGCCCAAGUUCUUCAAGCACAACAACAUGGCCAGUUUCAUCCGCCAACUCAAUAUGUAUGGGUUUCGCAAGAAAGCCAACCUGGAGCACGGAUGUCUGAAGCUAGACAGUGAUGAGAUCGAGUUCCAACACCCAAACUUUGUUAAAGGAAGAACUGAUCUUUUAGAGAAUAUAAAGAGAAAGGUGUCGGCUCGUGAAGAGAACAAGUUGAAAUAUGAAGACAUGCAUCAGAUUCUGACAGAUGUUCAAGACAUGAAGGGCAAACAGGAAAACAUCAGCGGCACACUGGAAGCUAUACAGAGGGAGAACGAAGUUCUCUGGCGUGAAGUGGUCUAUCUUCGCACGCGUCAUGAGAAACAACAGAAGAUCGUCAAUCGUCUGAUUCAGUUCCUAAUCACGAUGGUCAAACCAGUUGGAUUGAAGAGAAAACAACCUUUGAUGAUCGAGGCAGCCUCCGACCCAAGUAAACCCAAAUACUCCAGACUUGCCAACCCGGGGGACAACAUCCAAGUCAUUGAGCCCGUCUCCUUUGACACUGACAUCGCCACCUUACCUGAAGUUGGCACCCUUCCCUCAGGAGCAGUCCUAUCCGACAUCACCGACAUCCCAUCCACCACCGGACAGCCUCUCUCCAGCCCCGGCAUCGAGCCCGGCAUGGCCGCUGUCUCCGACCAGACCCCAGCCACCCUUGACCCAUCGCUCUUUGAGCUGGACAUACCCCCCGCGACGGCCGACAUGGCCCAAGCUGUUACAUCACCGAUGGUGACAUCACCAGCUGGCCUGGAGCCCAGUACUUCUGACCUGGCCCUGCCUAGUGGGGGAGACACUGGCAUGUUUGGAAGCACUGCGUGGCCGUUGCAGGAGACUGACGGCCAGGCUAAUGCUGGCAUGGCUUCGCUUUUUGACACAGACGAUGAUGAACAGGGUGAGGGAAUUGUCGGGAACGGCCUGGGGUCGCCGUUGGGUCAGACGUCAGGUAUGACGUCAGGCUCAGGAUCCAAGGCCAUCAUGAAGAGAAUGCUGUCACAUGAUGAACAAAGGGGUGAGAUUGGCGAACACGUCAACACCGUGCAGGAGAACCUGGACUUAAUCCAACACAUGUUGACGUCAAUCGGCAGCGCAACACCGUACAAUCUGGAUAUGGACUCGCUCAUGGAGAUAUUCAACUCAGAAAAUAGUGGCAAUACCAAUGAAACGGAUCUGUUCCCAAACAUGGCUGUUUCCCAUUCACAAAGCAAUGAAGACGGGGACCAGGAAAAUGUCAAAGGCAAUGAGGUGGUCCAGUAUGUAUCCUCUUCCUCCUCGCCUGCAUUCACGGUGGAAGACGAGGACUCCUUGCUGAGAUCCUUGGACGAUGAUGCAGCGGCAUUGGCAAGCCCUAACAACAGGCCCAAGAUCUGACCGUGAAGAUGGAUGGAUUUCAGUGAGGAUGAGGCUGAAUGUAAGACAAAUAUUUCAUCGGAUGCAGAACAUUAUGUUAAAAAGAGUGUCGAAAUUCGACAGUCAAGGAAUUAAAAACUGCCUCAAAUUUGUCCUUUCACUAGUUGGUUCUGUAGACAAUUAUCCGCUUUGGGAUUUGGCAGCGUUAAACGAGGGGAGCUUUCUGGUUUGGGCGAAAACGGAAGAGAAAUACGCAAACCAAAAAGCGCCCUCUAUUAUGGCCACCGUAUCUCAAAAAGCGCCCUCUAUUAUGGCCACUGUAUCUCAAAAAGGCUGAUAGCAUACAAAUAUUGACUGUUCCGAGUGGUGUGGUAAAACUAGCCUCAUGAGGUGAUCCGUAGAGCAAAACACUGCAUGGAUCACUGAGGGAGGCUAGUUUUAUUACACCACCCAUUAAAGCGGUCAGUAUUUGUUUUAUAACGCCUCACUUGCAUAUUCUGCUUGGUUUUCAGAGAUAAUUAAUAAAUUUAACCGAAAUCCA
Messenger RNA from Patiria miniata (bat star), 2194 nucleotides. RefSeq names its product heat shock factor protein-like. The transcript has 11 exons. Bases 112 to 1674 code for a protein of 520 amino acids. The record is from RefSeq and is a predicted model, not a curated record. Gene Ontology annotation, biological process: regulation of DNA-templated transcription. Lineage: Eukaryota; Metazoa; Echinodermata; Asteroidea; Valvatida; Asterinidae. Gene Ontology annotation, molecular function: sequence-specific DNA binding; DNA-binding transcription factor activity.